UUUUUUUUUUCCUUUCUUUCUUUAUAUUCCCAAUUCUUCAAAAUAAUCUAAAGUGUAUUCAAGAUAUCAUUCAUUAGUUUUUUUCUAUCCCAUUGGACCAUGCCUAUAGCAACACCAGUGAUAGCAUCUGAUACCAACGAGGAUGCAAGAAGCACUAGUAGCACUCUUGUUAAUGGUGAAAUAAAUAAUAGAAAUGAACCAGAUACAACAACUUCUGACGAACAACCACAAGAUAACAACAAUUCUACAAUACGUCAUGGUUUUGAUCAAGAAAUAUUUGAAGAAGAUAUUAUUCGGUUUUUAUAUUAUUCUGAAAAACGACAUGAUACCAAUGCAAAACCUCACCCUAUUGGUCGUAAUACUUUACUUGACUGGCGAUUACGUGAAAGAAUCAAAACUGUCUCGGGUUUACUUGUGAUAUGUCUGAACAUUGGUACGGAUCCUCCUGAUAUUGUUAAAACGAAUCCAUGUGCAAAAUUAGAAUGUUGGAUUGAUCCUUUUCUUGUUAUACCUCAAAAGUCUUUGGAAACUAUUGGAAAAAAUCUACAUACUCAAUAUGAAAAUAUCAAUAGUCGUACUCGAUUUAAACUCUCAUUGGAUCCAUCUGUGGAAGAAACAAAAAAGUUAUGUUGUCAAACUCGAAGAAAUGCCAAAGAAGAACGUAUUUUAUUCCAUUACAAUGGACAUGGUGUACCAAAACCUACUUCAAGUGGUGAAAUAUGGGUUUUCAAUCGAAACUAUACUCAAUACAUACCUGUUUCCUUAUUUGAUUUACAAUCUUGGCUUGGUUCUCCUGUUAUUUAUGUUUGGGAUUGCUCCUCUGCUGGGAAUAUUGUGAACGCUUUCAAUCGAUUUGCUGAACAACGAGAUAAUGAAGCAUUACGUGCAUCACAACAACAUCAAGGAACAUUAUCAUCAUCGUGGAGGGAUAGUAUUCAACUAGCUGCUUGUGGACCAACUGAAACUUUACCUAUGAGUCCUGAUUUACCUGCCGAUGUAUUUACUUCUUGUUUGACGACUCCUAUUGAAAUGUCUUUACGAUGGGUCAUCAUGCGAAAUCCUUUACUAACAACAAACAUUACUAUGGACAUGGUAUUACGAUUACCUGGUUGCGCAAAAGAACGAAGAACACCACUUGGCGAAUUGAAUUGGAUAUUUACUGCUGUUACUGAUACCAUUGCUUGGUGUGUUUUACAAGGUCAACCUGAACUUUUCAAACGACUUUUUCGACAAGAUCUUAUGGUAGCCUCUAUGUUUAGAAAUUUUUUACUGGCAGAACGAAUCAUGCGAUCUUAUCAAUGCACUCCCAUGUCGACUCCAAAAUUACCUGAUACACAUGAUCACCCAAUGUGGCAAGCCUGGGACCUAGCUGUGGACAUGUGUCUUUUCCAAUUACCUGCUCUCCUUGCUGCCGAAAAUGGUGGAACUCCUUAUCAAUAUCAACCAAGUAACUUCUUCGCGGAACAACUCACAGCAUUUGAAGUUUGGCUCUCUGAAGGUGCAGUGAAUCCAAAGAUACCCGAACAACUUCCUAUCGUUUUACAAGUGCUUCUCAGUCAAGUUCAUCGUCUUCGAGCAUUGAUUUUACUUAGUCGCUUCUUGGAUUUGGGACCGUGGGCUGUCAAUGCAGCUUUAUCUGUUGGUAUCUUCCCUUAUGUACUCAAACUUUUGCAAAGUCCUGCGGCAGAAUUGAAGCCUGUACUUGUAUUUAUUUGGGCUCGUAUUCUGGCAGUGGAUCGAUCUUGUCAAAAUGAUUUACUAAAGGAUCAUGGUUAUGCAUAUUUUAUCAACAUUCUUACACCAAACAAUGCAAUGCUUAGUAUUCCUCAUGUAUCAGAACAUCGUGCUAUGAGUGCUUUUAUACUUUCGGUCUUUUGUACAAACUUCAAGAUGGGACAACAGGCAUGCUUACGGGGUAAUGUCAUCACAGCUUGUCUGGCACAUGUCAAGGAUCCAGAUCCACUAUUACGACAAUGGGUAUGUCUCUGUUUGGCUCAAGUAUGGAUGAACAACAGUGAAGCAAAGCAAGCAGCAAUAGCGGAAAAUGGACAUGAAAAAUUAUGUGCACUUCUUAAUGAUAGUGUACCUGAAGUACGUGCUUCGGUGAUGUAUGCACUUGGUACUUUUCUUGGUGAUGCCAACAAAACAGAACAAAUGAUGAAUAUUGAACACAACAUAGCUAUUGCAUCUCUGGUGGCCAUGUCGGAUGGAUCUCCUGUGGUACGAAAAGAAUUUGUUGUUGCCUUAUCUCAUAUUGUACAUCAAGCAGGUUCUAGUAAAUUUUUGGUGGCAGCCAGUCAAACAAUUGAUGAAGAUCAACAAACUCAACGAUCAAUUAACAAUAUCAACACAGGGAAUGGAUUAUCAACAAUGAAUGGAAAAAUGAAAUCACGACCCAACCAUCGACAAUUAUCAACCAUUUUAGCUGAAUGGCGCGCGAAUAAGGAAUCUCAUUCUGGUUCAACAAGUUACGAUUCUGUUUAUGCUGUGAUUUGGAAGGCUUUAUUGAAUUUAUCAGUAGAUCCUCAUCCCGAUGUGGCGAAGGCUGCUGCCAUUGUGGUCGAUCAUAUCAAUGCUAUGUUAUUGGAUACUCCUUCAGUUGGUGAAUACGUGACAUCUGUGAUUCGUGAAUCUCUACAAUACCAAGCAAGUUUGGACCCAUCCAUCCUGUCAAAGAGUAAUUUGGACAGUAACAACAAUUCACCAUCUGUUUAUCAUUUGAACGAACCAUCAUCAUCAUCAGCAACAACAGAAGUAACAGCAGCAAGUCGACCUGCCAAAUUGACACGAUCAGUAUCCUUUGCUUCAACACUUCGAACUAUUUACAAUUUUGGAAAUACUUCACCCUUAAAUCCUUCAGAACCAUCCAAUAUAGAUAAUGACUCACCAUUAGUAUCAACGGCUCAUCGACCCGAUCCUAGAUCAUCCACAACAAUAACAUCGGCAAAUACAACUACUUCCAAUCAUGCUAGUAACCUGAAUAAUGGAGCAUCGAAUAAUAGAAAUAAUGAGUCAACAUCAUUUUCCAACAACAAUGACAAUGUUUUACCGGUAUCAUCAGAAUUUUAUGAUUGGAGUUGUGAAUAUUUUACAGAACCUCAAAUGCGGGCUGCUGAAUCGGAUGAACCUGGUAGCGUAGUAUAUACCCAACGAAAAUGGCGUCGUAGUCGUAAUGAAAAGAUCCUCUUAGAAUCGAAUUCUACCAAGGCAAUGGCAGGAACCAGCCGAUGGGAAGAUCAGAUUAUCUCGGUACAUAAUGAAACUGAAGCAACUAAACUUUUAUUUCAUCAAUAUGAACCUCAUCUUGUGGCGGCUGAUGCAUACAAUUGUUUAGUAGUAUGGGAUUGGAAAACAGGUGCUCCUCUUAGUGUAAUUGAUAAUCACAAUCCCUCACAAAGUCGUAUUACUGAUAUGAAGUUCAUUAAUGAAGACGACGUUGCUCUGUUAUUGACUGGAUCAGAUGAUGGUGUCAUUCGAUUGUACAAAAACUAUGAUGGGAGUGAACAAGAAGAAGCGAUUUUGGUUAGUUCAUGGCGUGCACUGAAGGAUAUGGAAAAGAGCAAUUCUAGGCAAAGUGGACUUGUUUGUGAAUGGCAUCAAGGAAGAGGAGCUCUUUUUACAGGAGGUGAUGCACGUGUGAUUAAGGUUUGGGAUGCUCAUCAAGAAAUGUCAGUCAUGGAUAUUGCUACUCAAUCUGAUGGAUGUGUAACAAGUAUUACUAGUGAUCAAACCAGUGGUAAUAUCUUGAUAGCUGGAUUUGGUGAUGGGCUGAUCGGAGUAUACGAUCGACGUUUGAAGAAUUCUUCUUCUAUGGUACAACGAUGGGAUGAACACAAUGCUUGGGUGACUGGUGUCCAUUUACAGCGUGAUGGAAAUAGGGAAUUAGUAUCUGGUGGAUUUGGAGGUGAUAUCAAGAUUUGGGAUAUUCGACAAACGCAUUCUAUUCGAACCAUUGAAGCUCAUACUCAUGCAGACAUGACUUCAUUGGCAGUGCAUGACCAUAGUCAAGUUAUAGUUAGUGCGGGUGAUGAUCAAGUUAUCAAGUUUUGGAAUGUAGAUGGAACUAGAUUAUCAACUCUACGACCUUCAACAGGAUUUUUAGGACAAAAGAGUUCUUUUACUCGUGCAUUAACUUUCCAUCCAAAUCUAAUGGUUGUGGCUGCCAGUAGUGAUGAUGGUUACAUUACGUUAUAUGGUACUCAAUAAAAUAUUUUAUUCAUCCUUUCACUGUAUUUUUUUUUCCCCAUUUAUAGUGCUUAUUAUUAUUAUUAUUAUUAUUAUUAUUAUUAUUAUUAUUAUUAUUAUU
Halteromyces radiatus is the source of this 4306-nucleotide messenger RNA. Its product is annotated as raptor N-terminal caspase like domain-containing protein. Gene Ontology annotation, molecular function: protein-macromolecule adaptor activity; protein binding. Gene Ontology annotation, cellular component: cytoplasm; TORC1 complex. The coding region runs from base 100 to 4206 and encodes 1368 amino acids. NCBI's taxonomy places the organism in Eukaryota, Fungi, Mucoromycota, Mucoromycetes, Mucorales, Cunninghamellaceae. Gene Ontology annotation, biological process: positive regulation of cell growth; cellular response to starvation; regulation of autophagy. The record is from RefSeq and is a predicted model, not a curated record. The transcript is spliced from 10 exons.